This is a messenger RNA of Trametes versicolor FP-101664 SS1, 1073 nucleotides long. RefSeq lists its product as uncharacterized. Bases 18 to 932 code for a protein of 304 amino acids. The record is from RefSeq and is a predicted model, not a curated record. NCBI's taxonomy places the organism in Eukaryota, Fungi, Basidiomycota, Agaricomycetes, Polyporales, Polyporaceae. The transcript is spliced from 17 exons.
CCUCCACUCAUCCGUUCAUGCCGGAUUUGUCGACCCUCCUGGGAGAGGCUCAAUCGCACCUCGAUUUGCUCAAUCUCAUCAAGUACGCUGGCUUGGCGUCGCUGACAUACGUUCUUCUUGACAUCUUGGACACUCUCAGCGAUGAAAUCGCUCUCGUAUGGCCCUCGCGCCUCAGCGCCAUGAAGGUCAUCUUCCUCGUGAAUCGUUACAUGCCGAUCGUGGAUGUCUCGUUGGGUAAUGCCGUGAUCUUGGGCGUUCGCACACACCAGACUUGCUCCGUCAUGUGGCCACUGGUGGUCGCUCUUUACCCUCUGGGCUCCUUCAUUUCCGAAAUCAUUCUCAUGGUCCGGACCGUGGCGCUAUGGAACUUCAGUAGAAUCAUCGUGGGUCUCAUGAUGCUCAACACACUGAUCAUCGUGGUUCCCACAGUCGCCGUGGUACAGCAGUACCUCCAGACGCUUCACUAUCCCUCGACGGCCGUACUGGAGGUCACAGAUUGCGUCGCGAGCAUCUCGGAUGGCGUCGGGUGGGUCUUCUACGGCUGCAUCAUCAUCUCCGAAACCACCGUGGUCGCUUUGACGUUACUCAAGAUGUACUUGACGUCGGGGCGAGGAACAUCUUUCUCCCUGCUUUUCCGGACGAUGUACCGCGACGGUACCGGGUUCUACAUUUUGCUGCUGACCGUCUCCGUCACCAACCUACUCUGCAUGACCACCGCUCCAGUUUGGGUGUCAUCUGCCCUUCAGCUGCCUCAUCGGGCAAUACACAGCACCUUGUGCUCCCGGGUGCUGCUCAACCUCCGCAAAGCGGCCGCCCGAUCCUCCGGCGUCAGCUGGGAUGAGUUUAACAAGCGCAGUGAGCUAGCGUUCGAGAGGCGAUUCUCUGACAUUGGGGAGGACUCGUUCAUCACGCUAACGGAUCUGGAGCGAUGAACACUCAUCCGAUGUUUUAUGGGUCCGCGACUUCGGCGAGCUUCGCCUUUGAGCAGUGGUUUGUUCCUAUACACUGCAGACUGGGAUGUGACUUCAGUACUCUCAAUCUCGAAAGCAUGUUGCGGAGGCUGUGGAUAUGCU